CUAGGAACAACACGACACGGAACAACAUGAUCACCGGAUUUUGUCUGUGCGGGAAAGUUCUAUUUAAUGACAGUUAUCGGAAAUCGACCGGCUCUGUGGGAAUGAUUAACAGCUGGUACCCCUCCGAGGCUUUGAUUCUAACAAGCAUGGUUGGACCGGCGUGCAUGCAAUGUGCUCUGGGCCGGAGUACAAGCACCUAGUCAUAUAAAGACCUAGAUAUAUAGCUCCGGAUUUGAGGAAAGACUGCUUUUUGAAUCACCUCAGUUCAUCCUUUCCGUGUCAUCUCUGUCAAAACGAACCUGUCGACCAUCAAAAUACAAACAAACCUCCUCCUCUCCACCUGCAACAUGCCAUACCCAGACCGCAAGUAUAUCUACGACGUCUUUCGUCUCUUCUCAGACCCCCCGGAGGGCACGAAGAAAUUCUUCGAUUAUGUCGACGACAAUGUGCACUGGCAUGUGACCGGCCAGCAUCGAUACGCCGGCACCUGGACCACCAAGAAAGACUACUACGAUGCCACCUGGGCCAACAUCGGCCUUCUCCUCGCGGCUCCUGGUCACAAUCUCGAGGUUCCCGGGGGUGAGGCUGGCGUCAUCGUGGGCCAGGAUGGAUGGUCGGCGAUUGAGAUGAAGACAGUGAACACCCGAACCAAAAGUGGCGUCCCCUACACCCAGCACUACUCCUGGCAUUGUCGCUGGAACGAAGAAGGGAAAAUUGUUGAGGUCAAGGCGUUUCUGGAUGCGGACCACCUGGAGAAGGUACUGGGAGGCGAAAAGCGCCGAUUGGGCCUUCCGACCUCUUAGCCAUUAUGCCUUUGCAAUCGGGAAGAUGCAAUCGAUGGGGUUCCUGAGUUGCGAUUAUCUUACCUGUAUUUAAAACCAGAAAUUAGGAGAUAUUCUCACAUCUGGAAUGUCAAGUCAAGUAUCGAUGGCAUUCUGGCGAC
This is a messenger RNA of Aspergillus sclerotioniger CBS 115572, 943 nucleotides long. Its product is annotated as nuclear transport factor 2 family protein. The record is from RefSeq and is a predicted model, not a curated record. The transcript has 2 exons. Bases 348 to 803 code for a protein of 151 amino acids. Lineage: Eukaryota; Fungi; Ascomycota; Eurotiomycetes; Eurotiales; Aspergillaceae.